CCAGACCUUUUCGGUCAAAUAAUCACAAUGUUGACCAGGGAAAAACCUGUGUUAUCUUGUUUUGUUGAUUUUUGUUUGUGAUUGACCGAAAUAAAUAUUAACUAACUAACUAACUGAUACAAAAUAUCUUCUAUUUUUUAAAAUUGAGGUGACAAUUUAAAGUGACCAUAUCUACAAAAAGAAAGCAAGAGCUUUUGUAACACACUAAACAAAGCAUUGCUAAUACCCGGGUUGAUAAUUGUGUGCAGUUAAGGUCAUCCAGCAUAAGCAGCUAUAGGUGUUCGUCACCACAGUCUCAGGUCAGGUCGGGAGGAUUAAAGCAGGUACUUGGAAGAAGACACAAGAGAGGCUUCUGCUAUUCUUAAUCUGGAUAGGUAGCAAUAACCUACUCUUGUGCAAGCCUGCUUCAGAUCAGCUGCACGUCUCUGUCAUCAAUGCUUAGUUUUUAGAUAUACUUCUUUUCUUUCUUUUUUUGUCUUUCGACUAGUUUCUUCACUCCUGCCAGGAUGGACCUCGGCAAGGCAAAGCUGCUCAGGACAGGUCUCAACACUCUACACCAAGCCAUCCACCCCGUGCACGGGAUUGCAUGGACGGACGGCAAGCAGGUCUGCCUGACGGCUCUUUACUUCAUCAACGGUGAAGUAAACUUCGGAGACACCAACGUCAUUGGGCAGUUUGAGCAUGUUUUCGGACUCUCCUGGGGCCCCUUGUGCUGCUCUGACUCGCCCGCCCUGCUGGCCGUGCAGCACAAGAAGCACGUUACGGUGUGGCAACUGCAGCUCAGUGCCCUGGAACAGAACAAGCUCCUGUGCACUCAGACCUGUGAGAUGAGUGAGCCCUUCCCUCUGCUCUCUCAAGGCUGUGUCUGGCAUCCCAAACUGGACAUCCUGGCCGUGUUGACUAAAAGAGACACUUCUGUGUUGUUUUCUGUCAGAGUGGACAACAGGAGGGUCAAAGCGGACAUCAAAAGUAGUGGACUCAGUCAUUGUGCGUGCUGGACUAAGGAUGGCACACGCCUCGUGGUGGCUAUGGGCAGUGCUCUCCACUCUUUCAUUUGGAAUGACAUCCAGAAGAGUCUGGUGCCCUGCUCCUUCUGCCCCAUUUUCGAUGUGGGGGGCUACAUUUGUGCCAUUGAGACCACGGGGGAGGCUCAGGUAGCAGUAUCUACAGAGCUGCCUCUUGAUAAAUUAUGUGGAUUAAAUGCCGGCCUAGCUUUUGACGUACCCGAAGAGGCAGAGUCCUCGCAAGGCCAGAGCUCACACGUGGGCAUGUCAGACGAUGACAUGGUUCUGGACUCGAGAAGGAGAUCGUACAUCCCCAGCUCAGGCCCUCUUGAUCUUACCCAUCUCCUUGCGAGGCAUCGUCGCUCGGACCCCAGCCCUCUUCUCCACUUACGUCGCCGAGACACCGUGACGGGCUCCGGCCAGGACUCCUCGCACCUGGUCCUGGUUACGUUUGAGCGGAAGGUCACUACCACUCGCAGAGUCAGCAUCCCGGGGAUCCUGGUCCCCGACAUCGUUGCUUUUGAUCCACGUGCCUCCACGGUUGCGGUGGCCUCUAACAGCUGCAGCAUGGUUCUCGUGUACUGCAUCACGGUUUCUGCAAUGCCCAACAUCCAGCAGAUCUCUCUGCAGCAGAACGACAGGCCCAAAGGCGUUUGCUUCCUCAGUGACAAGGUGCUGCUGUUGAUGGUGGGGAGGCAGAAGUCUAACGACCCCGCUUUUCUCCCGUCGUCCAACACAGACAAAUAUAUUCUCCGUCUCAUAGCCAAGGAUUUAACGUGCGACGGUGGGACAUCGAUUACACCAUCCCCCUCUGCUCACAACCAUGAGUCUUCGUCUAAUUUCUGCGCAGGGAUUAGGAGGAACUCAAAGGAUGACAGGGAGAACCCGGGGAUAAAAGACUUGGUGUUUCCAGGAAGGGGGGUAGUUUGUUCACCUGGGAACAGACGCAGACUCGUUGAAGAGGUGAAGAGCGCCGAGCCCAGCCCCAGCGCCAGCUCUGUGGACUUCUCUGAGCGGUCAGAAAGAGCCCCGUCCAGUGCCUCCUCCAUCGUGGGGGAGAAUUUCAACAUGGACCACGUUAACCGCAUAGCCAGCCUGGCGGUGGUCAGCCAGGCCAGCAGAGAAUCCAGUCGAGCCAGCUCCCCGGCUCGCUUUUUCGAACCAUCAGAACGGAAUCACACAGAGCACACGGCAACCUUGCCGGAAAAGACGUCCAGUGCGUCCAGGGAGCGUUCGCUGGAGCAGCUUGUUCACAACAUGGAAAGGCUUUUUACACGCUUCGCAGAUGUGCAGCAGUGCCUGGCGGAAAUGAAAGACUACACGCAGAACGGAAAGAAGAACACGAGUGUCUAUCCCAGUGCGAGUGAACCCCCGUACGUCAAUGUCACAUGCCAGAAGCAGUUAUCAGAAAAUGUGUUUAUUGAUGAGAGGAGGCCGGUGCUGCUGUGUGACGGAAAGCUCUGUCUGCGCGCCCUGCAGGAUCUCUUCAACCUGAGCGUCAUGGAGAUGAUGUACGGACCUUUGUGGAUUGUGCUCGUGGCUGAUGUGGAUGGCUUCGUGCCUCUGGCAUUUAAGCCCAAAGACGAGCUCACAGUGAGAAACGGAAAAAGGAAAUCUGCUUUGCGGGCUCUUGGGAGUCCAGAAAACUCCUGCCCGUCCAGUCCAGCCCCCAGCCAAAGUCCCGGUACAGCCACAGAGGCGUCGGCAUAGCGCGGCCCAACUCGCACCUUCACGUACGGACUCGUAGAGACGUAUUCCCCCGUUACCUUAAAAUAUUUGACUGGCAUCCAGCGUUCAGGGAGCAGAAACACAGCAAUACUGACAAUUGAUUUUUGUAUUUAAAAACUCAAGUGAUCUCAUAAGGGCUGCCCAUUCAGGUGUAAGUUUACAUGCUGCUGCUUCGUUGUGAAUUUUAAAACAAAACUGGAGGAAGUUGUUCUUUUCUCUUUAUGGCAAAAUACAAUUAUGGUUGUUUAUCUGCUUUUUUUUCACACCUGCUGAGCUGGAUAACACUCCAGUUACUGUGGUGAAAAUGUUUUAUUUAUCUUUAGCACAUGCUUUCACUUGCUCUAAUGUCCUGGUGGGCACAAGAAUAAUUAGGGGCAAUUUUUAAAAAAGAAUGAGAGACAAAAAUGAUCAUAUUUGUUAUUGCUGGAGCAUCGCAGAAUGUCAUGGCAGCGUGAUUUACUCCAUAAAUGUCUGGUGUAGCACUUUUUUUGUUUCAAAGUUUCCCUCAAAUGUUGCAAAGUCAAUUAAAUGUUAAUGUUGCUGCCUGCAAAAAACCUGUCAUGCUUGUACUGCCUGUUAACGCGUCUGACCACAAGAAGGAGCCGCCGGUUCAUGCACUUGUUUUACAGCGUUCACCAAAGAAAGAACACCCACCAGUCUCUACAACAUUUAUUCUUUUUAUAUGAAUCUUUUUGUAAUCAUGAAUUAUAAAUAAAUAACAGCAUUGUAGAGUUAACCACAGCAAAUAAUGAUAUACAUUCAUUUAUAUAAAUUAAUCUUUUUAUAUGUUUAUAUAUCCAAGAUGACUAUACAGUACAGGUGAAAACAGAAAAUGUUUACAUUAAAACAAUUUAAAUAUUAAUCAGUGUAAUAUACACUAAAGAGCAACCUUCCAGAUGCAUUACUGGAAUCCGUGGCUUAGUGAAUUCACUUCAUUCAAGAUCCAGCUCACACGCUACUCAAAUCUUCCAUUGUUCUGGAGCCAAUGCUUUGUUUCCUGCGAGAGACAUCAGUAUCAGUGAUGUGCUACAUUCAUAGCAGUAGUGGAAAGUAAAUACAGUGCAAAUGGAAAGGUUUUUUUGGACCUGAACAUUUUCUCUCUGAUUGACGGUAACAAAGAUUUUUUUUUUUGUCAUUAUUUUCCACACGUUUCUCCACGAUGAUCAUCAAAAACAAGUUUCCAGAGUGUUUUUGUUAAGGUAAAAGCACAUUUUUUGUACGGAACCCUCUGCACGGUACCGCUAAGCUCUCCUGCAUCCUUUUCUAUCGGUAGUUUUUGAGGAACAACUCGACUGGAGUCCCCCUGUGGCUAAAUGUAUUCCCUGGACAUAUCUAAAUAGGCUCACAUCUGACUAUACAAGGACACACGUGUGGUUGAAUACAUCGAGAAAUGUCUAUAAACCUAAUCUGAGGAAGGAUGCGAUAAAAUUCAAUUUGAAUUUGAAUAAAAAAGUGUCUAAAAGCAAAAAAAUCGUUGACAAUUAAAAACAAGUUUGUAGCCACCAGCAGACUUCUUAGAUUGUGCCGCGCUGUCAAAAAAGACCCAGAGCUCCUUUACAGGGAUAGAAGAGUGCAAGAAGAGGACAACCAUAUCUGCAGCACUCCAACAAGUAAACUUAGGAUUUUUAGUGUAAAGACUGAAGCCAUUUCUCAGCAAAUGAGACAUUCAGGUGCCCCUUGACUCACUAACUGGCCUCCUAUAACCUUUGUGGUUGCUAAAGCAUAGUUGUUCUGGUUUGAUAAAAUGAAGGUUAACCUAUCUAGCAACAAUUUGAAAUGACUUGUUGGGAAAACCAGAUAACAACCAUCGCAUUAGUGCUGCAUGUAGGGUUGCCACCUUUCAGAAAUAGAAAUAAGGGACGCCCUGAUUUCAGCAGCGCAGGAGCCAAAAAAAAGCCCCAAAACUUCUAAACUGAAUAAAAAUGUGUUUAUUUUAUAUGAAAAAACAAAAUGCUUUGAUUUAAAGUUUAAAGUGCUUUAAUAGCAUUGAACUUGCAUGACUGUAGAGACAGACAACCAUACUAGCAACUGAAAUAGCCUCCUAUUCUAUGUAUGUCCACAUCAGCCCAGAUGUAGAAUAUACAUACAGGUGAAGAAUAUGGUGUAAAAGUUAAUUUAUUUCAAUAAUUCAACUAGAAUAUGGUGUAAAAGUUAAUUUAUUUCAAUAAUUCAACUAGAAUAUGGUGUAAAAGUUAAUUUAUUUCAAUAAUUCAACUAGAAUAUGGUGUAAAAGUUAAUUUAUUUCAAUAAUUCAACUAGAAUAUGGUGUAAAAGUUAAUUUAUUUCUAUAAU
Molecule: messenger RNA, 5024 nt
Organism: Cololabis saira (Pacific saury)
Lineage: Eukaryota; Metazoa; Chordata; Actinopteri; Beloniformes; Belonidae
Gene: wdcp
Product: WD repeat and coiled coil containing
Exons: 3
Coding region: 507-2714 (735 amino acids)
Molecular function (GO): kinase binding
Source: RefSeq, a predicted model, not a curated record